AUGCAUGGGAGCAGAGGUUGUCUCGGAUGUUGUUCCAAGCCACCACUUGUGAUUUCUGUGGACGAGCCAUCUAAAGGGCUCAAAAUUCAAGGACAUCGCGUAAAAAAGCGUAGUAUAACGGAGGAUUUUUGGAGCCACACGUCAGGAGACAUGGAUAACAGUGCUUUUCCUUCCCACAGAAGCAUCUCAUCAAUCAGUACUUCAAACCAAACCUUAGAUAGUCAGAGUAAUGCUGACGGGCCGAGCAACUCUUCUGAAUUUGUAAAUCAUGGUUUUCUUCUGUGGAAUCAAACACGACAGCAAUGGAUUGGAAAUAAAGGAUCUCAAAAGGGCGAACAAGUGCGAGAACCCAAGUUGAGUUGGAAUGCAACUUACGAGAGUUUGCUUGGGACCAACAAACCAUUCCCACAGCCGAUUCCAUUGCCGGAAAUGGUGGAUUUUCUGGUGGAUGUGUGGGAGCAAGAGGGACUUUACGACUGA
Molecule: messenger RNA, 480 nt
Organism: Striga hermonthica
Lineage: Eukaryota; Viridiplantae; Streptophyta; Magnoliopsida; Lamiales; Orobanchaceae
Source: the annotation of a GenBank genome assembly